Messenger RNA from Salpingoeca rosetta, 14460 nucleotides. RefSeq names its product dynein. NCBI's taxonomy places the organism in Eukaryota, Choanoflagellata, Craspedida, Salpingoecidae. The transcript is spliced from 5 exons. Gene Ontology annotation, cellular component: dynein complex. Gene Ontology annotation, molecular function: minus-end-directed microtubule motor activity; ATP hydrolysis activity; dynein intermediate chain binding. The coding region runs from base 1 to 14460 and encodes 4819 amino acids. Gene Ontology annotation, biological process: microtubule-based movement. The record is from RefSeq and is a predicted model, not a curated record.
AUGGCUGAUACAGAACAACAACCCGCAACAGAGCAGCCGCCUCCAAAGCCCGUGGAGGCGGAGGAGCAGGAGCAGCAAGCCGACGCACAGCCUGCACAGGAGGCGACUACCGCUUCUACCGAAGAUGCGCCUGCAAACGCAGAGACGGCAAACGAGGAGCAGGACGUGAAGGAGAAUGAGAAUGGUGACGCGGCAACAGAGGAGGCCAAGACAGAGGAGAAGGAGGACGGUGAGGCGACUGAGGACAAGAAGGAGGAUGGCGGCAGUGAAACUACCGAGGAGGCCAAGACCGACGCAGACGCUGAAGCUGAGGCCGAAGCUGCUGAGGAGGCCAAGACAGACGCAGACGCAGACGCAGACGCCGACGCAGACGCUGAGGCUGAGGCCGAAGCUGCUGAGGAGGCCAAGACAGACGCAGACGCUGCCAACGCCGACGCAGACGCAGAGGCAGACGCAGACGCUGCCAACGCCGACGCAGACGCUGAGGCAGACGCCGCCACCACUGAGGAGGCCAAGACAGACGCAGACGCUGAGCCGGACGCCGAAGCUGCUGAAGCAGAACAGGAGGAGUCCAAGACUGAGGGUGAGAGCACGGAUGAGAAGCCAGCAGCCGAUGCAGCCGAGGCAUCCACAGAGGCUACCCCACAAGAGGAACAGUCUGCAGAAGCCAAGACAGAGGAGCCUGCUCCGGCUCCUGAGGCUGAACCUGAGCCUGAGCCCGAGACAGAGGCAGAGGUGAUUGCGAGGGAACAGGCAGCCGUCGCUGUCAAGCGGAGGGAAAUCCGCUCCCUUCCUCGUCCUCCAGAGGGCGAGCGAAAGCACAACCCGCGCACGCGCAAGGCUGCCGCGCCCGUGAGCAAGUUCACGCGACGGGCACACAAGGUGGCUAAGCCGCAGGAGCGCAUGAAGAGCAAGGUGGCCAACAAGGACAGCACCAUGGAGGCGUCACACAAGAGCAAGGAGGCGCGCGCCGCCAAGGCCGCCAGCAUGGACGCCCGCCACAAGUACAUCAUCUCCUGCGUCGCCGACCUCGUGCAGGAGGAGGCCGAGACAGUGGAGACGCAGGUGCUCGACGGCCCCGGGUUUGAGCAGUUUGACCAGUUCUUCGCCGCCAACCCGACGCGCCGCCAGCUCGUCUUCUUCUACCAGAACUUCCCCAACCGCAAGGGCGAGAUGGAGAAGCGCGUGCAGAUUGUCAACCCGGCCGUGGACCGGCUCACGGGCACGUGCGUCUACUGCGUGCGCGGCGCCUCCACCCGCGCCCUCAGCACCAGCAACGUCGCGCAGGAGGUGACCUUUGGCCGGUUUGGCCUGGACAGGGCAUCCGGCACCGUGCUUGGCGGCAUGGAGUCGAUCAUCGCCGACUUCCUCGAGCCCGCGCUCAUGGCCAACGAGAACUGGGGCAAGAUGGAGAAGGACGAUGCGCAGCGUGAGGAGUUCUUCGACGCCCUGGAGCGGUUCCGCGCCACGCUGAGCGAGGCCAACGUUGCCGUGGCCACGCGCGUCGUGCUGCAGGCGUACGAGCCCAAGGAGGGCGAGCCCGCGCUGGAGCUGGACAGCAUGUCCGCCGCAGACGUCACGCGCAUGUCGCAGGACCACAAGGCGACGGCGCAGCUGGAGGAGCUGGUGCAGCACUGGUGCACGCAGCUGGAGCAGGUGAUUGCGGAGAGCGAGCAGAUGCGCAAGGAGGCGGACGACGUCGGCCCCCGCGCCGAGCUGGAGCACUGGAAGCAGCAGAUGGCCAAGUUCAACGGCGUGCUGGACCAGAUGAAGGAGGCGCGCUGCCAGAACGCCGUCAACGUGCUGCACCUCGCCAAGUCGCGCCUCAUCCCGGAGUGGCGCCGCCUCGAGGUGCGCAUCACAGAGUCCGCAAACGAGGCCAAGGACAACGUCAAGUACCUGUCCACCCUCGACAAGUUCUGCGGGCCCCUGUACAAGAACAGCCCGCCGCAGAUGAUGGAGUCGGUGCCCGCGCUCAUGAACGCCGUGCGCAUGAUCCACUCCAUCUCCGGCUACUACAACACGAGCGAGCGCAUGACCGCGCUGUGCGUGAAGAUCACCAACCAGAUGAUCACCGCCUGCAAGCGCUACAUCUACGAGAAGGAGCCCCGCAUCUGGGACCAGGAUCCCAAGGACCUCACCGCUCGCCUCAGCCACUGCCGAGAGCUGAACCAGCACUACCAGCGGUGCUUUAAGCGGGAGAAGGAGAAGCUGCUGGCCACCCCAGAACGGCGGCAGUUUGAUUUUUCGGAGAUGUCCAUCUUUGGCAAGUUUGACACGUUCUGCGCCCGCACGGAGAAGAUUGUGCAGAUGCUGGACAUUAUCGAGCGCUGGAGCAAGCUGAGCGCAAGCAAGAUUGACGGCAUCGAGCCCAUCAACGUGCUCUUCCGCUCCCUCGUCAACAACUUCAAGAAGAAGCCGUACGACGUGCUCAACACGCGCCGCCGCGACUUUGACACAGACUUUGAGCAGUUCCAGAGCGACAUCCAGGACCUGCUGCAGCGGCUGCAGGACUUUAUGGACGACUGCUUUGCCCAGGCGCCGAGCGUCAUGCGCGCCCUGGACCUCCUCACCAAGUUUGAGAAGAUCAAGCACGUCGGCCUCGACCUCUCGGAGAAGUACGAGCUGGUGCUGCGCGCCUUUGGCAAGGAGCUCGAGGAGGUGCGCAAGGUGUACCAGGCGGAGAAGCAGGACCCCUCCAUUGGCCGCAACCUGCCGCCGCUCGCCGGACGCAUCAUCUGGGCGCGCCAGCUCUUCGCCCGCAUCGAGGGCCCCAUGUCCGUGUUCCAAAAGUCGUGCACCGACCUCCUUAAGACCGCCGACGCGCGCAAGGUGAUUAAGCACUACAACAAGCUCGGGCACGUGCUGCUCGAGUACGAGCUGCUGCACCACCGCGCAUGGUGGAAGGCGGUGGACGCCUCGCAGUCCGGCCUCAACGCCUCGCUCCUCGUGCGCCACCCGGAGACGGGCAAGCUCCUGGUCAACAUGGACCCGCAGCUGCCGCAGGUCAUCCGCGAGACGAAGAUCAUGCAGAAGCUCAACCUGGAGAUCCCGGAGAGCGCCAAGCUGCUGUGCCUGCAGGAGGAGCGCCUGGCCAACCAGAAGAACCAGCUCGAGCUGAUGAUUGAGGAGUACAACCGCGUGUUUUCCCGCAUCCCGGAGCGCGUUGAGCACCUCCUGCGCUCCGCGCGCAAGGCCGUCGACAAGCAGGUGGAGCCCGGCGUGACGAAGCUGAGCUGGAUGUCGCCCAACCUCGACCCGUACCUGCAGACGUGCUACGGCGCCCUGGCAGACUUUGAGAAGCUGCUCAAGGAGGUGGAGGAUACGCUGCAGGUGCGCAUCGACUCCGUGCUGGAGAACAUCCGCAAGACGAUGCUCGUCAAGCUACCGGAGGAGAUGGCCUGGCCCUGCACGCAGUUUGUGGAGGAGACGGAGGCCCUCUGCGCCACGCGCACGGAGGAGCUGCAGCUGUCAAACAAGCUGGUGGAGCGGGCGGUGGACGAGCUCGUGGCCAUGCUGCUCAAGAGCAUGCUGCCGGAGGACCGCCAGUCCGAGCACACCCGCUCCGAGGUGGACAGCCUGCUCAGCCACUUCAACCACAGCGUCGUGGACGCCUUUGUGCGCUGCGUGCGCCGCAACCUAGAGGCCAUCAAGAAGCGCCUCUCCCGCGCCCGCAAGGAGUACGACGAGAACACGGCAAAGUCGCCGCCGUGCUUCUCCGCCUCCAUUGUGCUCGACAUCCCAAACAUCAGCAUGACCCCGGCGCUGGACGACAUCCAGAAGGCCGUCAACCAGGCCGUGCAGACGGUGAUUGGCGUCACCCGCUCCAUCACCACCCGCGAGCGCGCGGCCCUCAGCGCCGUCGCCGAGGGCAACAUCUACCACAUUGUGUCCGAGAACAAGGAGGUGGCGAAGAACGUGUCGUCGCUCUCGUCGGCCAUCAACUCCACAAAGCAGGAGGUGACAGACGUGCUAGAGCGCCUCAGCAAAUACAACCGCCUCUGGCAGGACAGCAAGGAGGACAAGACGGAGGAGUUCUUGGCAACGGAGCCCGACCUGUACGACUUUGAGGUUGCGGUGAAGGGGUACGAGGAGAUUGAGAACGAGAUCCUGGCGUUGCCGGAGACGUACCGCGUGAGCGCGAUUGAGCUGGCCACGGACACGUUCAAGCAGGCCAUGACGGCGGAGACGCGCGCGUGGAAGCAGGCGUACGGCCGUGGCCUUAACACCAAGGCGCUCAAGGACAUGAACAGCAUCUUUGAGUUCUGCGAGGACCUGACCAAGCGGCUCUCGCGCAAGAUUGUGGACCUGGAGGACGUGCGCAUGGCGAUGAACGCGCUCAAGGAGCUGCGCGAGGAGCAGAUUCGCCUGGACAACAUGCUGGGCCCCAUUGAGCAGUCGUACGCCAUCCUCAGCAAGUACGACGUCGUGGUCCCGCGCACGGAGACGGAGCGCCUGGACACGCUCAACUACGAGUGGGACAAGCUGCUCGGCCUCUCCAAGCAGGUGCAGAACAACCUGAUUGAGAUUGCGCCCUCCUUCCGCGAGGGCCUCGAGUCGAGCGUGCAGAAGUUCACCCUGGAGGUGUCGUCCUUUGUCAACGACUAUGACAGCAAAGGCCCCAACGAGGAAGGCAUUGUGCCCGCGGAGGCCAGCGACCGGCUGGCCGUGUUCCAGGUGCGCUUCGAUGACCUGUGGCGCCGCUACAUCACGUACACGGGCGGCGAGGAGCUGUUUGGCCUGCCGCAGUCCGAGUACCCGGACCUGCCCCGCAUCAAGAAGGAGCUCGGCCUACUGCAGAAGCUGUACGGCCUCUACAACGACGUGCUCAAGACGAUUGACGGCUACUACGACAUUCAGUGGACGGCGGUCGACAUUGAGAAGAUCAACUCGGAGCUGCUUGACUUUGGCAACCGCUGCCGCAAGCUGCCCAAGGCGCUCAAGGAGUGGCAGGCUUUCCACGAGCUGCGCAAGCGCAUCGACGACUUCAACGAGACUUGCCCCUUGCUCGAGGCCAUGUCCAACCCGGCCAUGCUGCCGCGCCACUGGCAGCGCAUCGCCGAGGCCACUGGCCACACGUUUGACAUUGAGUCUGAGAACUUCCUCCUGCGCAACAUCAUGGAGGCCGACCUGCUCAAGGCCAAGGAGGAGAUUGAGGACAUUUGCAUUGCGGCGGUGAAGGAGCAGGACAUUGAGGCCAAGCUGAAGAGCGUGGUGGCGGAGUGGUCUGCGCACGAGCUGUCGUUUAUGACGUUCAAGAACCGCGGCGAGCUGCUGAUCAACGCCGCCGAGAUUGCCGAGCUCAUGACGCUCAUGGAGGACAGCCUGAUGGUGCUGAGCUCCCUCAUGAGCAACCGCUACAACGCGCCGUACAAGGCCGACAUCCAGAAGUGGGUGCGCAACCUCUCCGACACCUCUGAGAUUGUGGAGAAGUGGCUCAUCGUGCAGAACCUGUGGGUGUACCUGGAGGCCGUAUUUGUGGGCGGCGACAUUGCCAAGCAGCUGCCCAAGGAGGCGAAGCGCUUCUCCAACAUUGACAAGUCGUGGCAGAAGAUUAUGACCCGCGCGCACGAGAACACCAACCUGGUGCAGUGCUGCACCGGCGACGAGACCAUGAGCAACCUCCUGCCGCACUUGCACGAGCAGCUGGAGCUGUGCCAGAAGUCGCUGGUGGGCUACCUGGAGAAGAAGCGCCUGCUGUUCCCGCGCUUCUUCUUCGUGUCGGACACGGUGCUGCUGGAGAUUCUCGGCCAGGCCAGCGACUCGCACACCAUCCAGGGCCAUCUCCUCAACAUCUUCGACAACAUCAAGCAGGUCACCUUCCACGAGAAGGUGUACGACCAGAUCCUGGCGUACUCGUCCAAGGAGGGCGAGACAGUGCACAUGCAGCGGCCCGUGAUGGCGACGGGCAACGUCGAAACGUGGCUGGGCCAGUUCCUGGAGGAGCAGCGGCGCUCCCUCAACAGCGUCAUCUGCGACGCCGCCGUGCAGGCGCUGGACCAGAACUUCCAGCUGAUUGAGUUUGAGAACAGCUACCCGGCACAGGUUGGCAUCCUCGGCAUCCAGCUGCUGUGGACGCGCGAUGCGGAGGUGGCGCUCAACAACGCCCGCCAGGACAAGAAGAUCAUGCAGCAGACCGACGACAAGUUCCUGCGCCUGCUCAGCGAGCUCAUCAACGCAACGCUGCAGGAGCUGACAAAGGUUGACAGGACCAAGUUCGAGACGCUCGUCACCUUGCACGUGCAUCAGCGCGAUAUCUUCCACGACCUCGUCGUCAUGGGCAUCAAGACGCCAAUUGACUUUGAGUGGACCAAGCAGGCCCGCUUCUACUUCUUGGAGGAGGAGCGCAGAACAGCCGUCCACAUCACCGAUGUCAUCUUCAACUACUCGCUCGAGUUUAUCGGCUGCGUGGACCGCCUGGUCGUCACGCCGCUCACGGAUCGCUGCUACAUCACCCUUGCCCAGGCCCUCAACCUGCACAUGGGUGGCGCCCCUGCUGGUCCCGCCGGUACGGGCAAGACAGAGACCACCAAGGACAUGAGCCGCUGCAUCGGCAGGUGUGUGUGUAUGUGUGUAUGCUCUGAUCAAAUGGACUUCCGUGGCCUGGGCCGCAUCUACAAAGGCCUGGCGCAGUCUGGCGCGUGGGGCUGCUUUGACGAGUUCAACCGCAUCGAGCUGCCCGUGCUCUCUGUUGCGGCGCAGCAGAUUGCCAUUGUGCUCACGGCCAAGAAGGAGCGCCGCAAGAACUUCAUUUUCAUGGACGGCGACGACGUGUCGCUCAACCCGGAGUUUGGCCUCUUCCUGACCAUGAACCCCGGGUACGCCGGGCGCCAGGAGCUGCCGGAGAACCUCAAGAUCCAGUUCCGCUCCGUGGCCAUGAUGGUGCCUGACCGCCAGAUUAUCAUCCGCGUGAAGCUUGCCAGCUGCGGUUUCCAGAACAACGUCGUCCUGGCGCGCAAGUUCUUCACCCUGUACAAGCUGUGCGAGCAGCAGCUGUCCAAGCAGGUGCACUACGACUUUGGCCUGCGCAACAUCCUGUCUGUCCUGCGCACGCUCGGCCCGGAGAAGCGCAAGAACCCGGACGAUGGCGAGACGACCAUUGUCAUGCGCGUGCUGCGAGACAUGAACCUGUCCAAGCUCGUGGACGAGGACGAGCCGCUCUUCAUGUCGCUCAUCACCGACUUGUUCCCCGGCAUCGAGCUGGAGACGGUAACGUACCCGGACAUGCAGGACGCCAUUCAGAAGCACGCAGACGAGGCCAACCUCGUCAACCACCCGGCCUGGAACCUCAAGCUCGUGCAGCUGUUUGAGACGCAGCGCGUGCGCCACGGCUUCAUGGUGCUCGGCCCGAGCGGCGCCGGCAAGACCACCAACAUCCACACGCUGAUGAAGGCCAUGACGGAGUGCGGCACGCCGCACAAGGAGUACCGCAUGAACCCCAAGGCCAUCACGGCGCCGCAGAUGUUCGGGCGCCUGGACGUGGCCACCAACGACUGGACCGACGGCAUCUUCAACGUGCUCUGGCGCCGCACCCUCAAGGGCAAGAAGGGCGAGAAGACGUGGAUUGUGCUGGACGGCCCCGUUGACGCCGUGUGGAUUGAGAACCUCAACAGUGUGCUGGACGACAACAAGAUGCUCACGCUGGCCAACGGCGACCGCAUCCCCAUGUCCCCGGACGCCAAGCUCGUGUUUGAGCCGCACAACAUCGACAACGCGUCGCCGGCCACCGUCUCGCGCAACGGCAUGGUCUUCAUGUCGUCCUCCGUGCUGGACUGGCGGCCCAUCCUCGAGGGCUGGUUCAAGCGCCGCUCCGCCAGCGAGAGCGACGUGCUCCGCGGCAUGUUCGACCUCUGCUUCGACGACACCCUCACGUACGUGCGCACGAGCCUCAACCCGCGCAUGACGCUGCUGGAGUGCAACUACAUCAAGCAGGCCAUCGACCUGCUGACGGGCCUCAUCCCCAACGGCGAGCAGGAGGGCUCCGACGGCCACGGCGCAGAGCCGCUCUCCGCCGAGCACCUGCGGCGCCUGUUCAUCUUCGCCAUCAUGUGGUCCCUCGGUGCGGUGCUGGAGCUGGACGACCGCGCGCGCCUGCAGGAGUUCCUGCACUCCCUGUCCGGGGACCUCCCGCUGCCAAAGACAACGGGCGAGGAGACCAUCUUCGAGUACAUGGUCAACGAGCAGGGCGAGUGGGAGCACUGGAGCAAGCGCGUGGAGCCGUACGACUACCCGCGCGACCCGAACGAGCCCACGCCGGCGUUCCGCAGCAUCCUCGUGCCCAACAUCGACAACGUGCGCAGCGAGUUCCUGCUGCACACCAUUGCCAAGCAGCACAAGUCUGUGCUGUUUAUUGGCGAGCCCGGUACGGCGAAGACGGUCAUCACCAAGGGCUACUGCAAGAAAUUCAACCCCGAGGAGCACCUGUGGAAGUCGCUCAACUUCUCGUCCACGACGCACCCCAACGGCUUCCAGCGCACCAUUGAGUCGUACGUGGAGAAGCGCAUGGGCACCACCUUUGGGCCGCCCGGUGGCAAGGCCAUGGCCGUGUUCAUCGACGAUAUCAACAUGCCCAUCAUCAACGAGUGGGGCGACCAGAUUGCCAACGAGAUUGUGCGCCAGGUCAUGGCCGAGAGCGGCUUCUACUCGCUGGACAAGCCCGGCGACUUCAUCACGCUGGCGGACAUGCAGUACCUCGCCGCCAUGCCGCACCCCGGUGGCGGCCGCAACGACAUUCCGGAGCGCCUCAAGCGCCGCUUCUCCGUGUUCAACUGCACGCUCCCGGCCAACGUGUCCAUCGACCUCAUCUUCCGCACCAUCGGCAACGGCUGGUUCUGCCCCGAGCGCGGCUUCACCCCGGACGUGGUGCAGAUGGCGGACCAGCUGGUGUACCUCACGCGCAAGAUGUGGCAGGACACCAAGGCCAAGAUGCUGCCCACGCCGGCCAAGUUCCACUACGUGUUCAACCUGCGCGACGUGAGCCGCAUCUGGGAGGGCAUGCUGCUCAUCCAGCCGGAGGAGUGCGACUCCGUGCAGGCCCUGCUCAACCUGUGGAAGCACGAGUGCACGCGCGUCCUCGCCGACCGCUUCACGGAGAAGAAGGACGUGGCGUGGUUCCAGCAGCGCAUCCAGCAGGUGAUUGCCUCUGAGCUCGGCGACGAGUACGCCAACCUCACCGACGAAGAGCCGUUCUUCGUCGACUUCCUGCGCGAGGCGCCCGAGCCGACGGGCGAGGAGGGCGAGGAGGAGGCCGACCUGGAGGCGCCCAAGGUCUACGAGAAGGUCCCCGACCUGGACACGCUUGAGGCCAAGCUCAAGGAGUACAUGCAGCUGUACAACGAGACGGUCCGCGGCGCCAAGAUGGACCUCGUCUUCUUCCGCGACUGCAUGAUCCACCUGGUGCGCGUGUCGCGCAUCAUCCGCAUCCCGCAGGGCAACGCCAUGCUGGUCGGCGUCGGCGGCUCCGGCAAGCAGUCUGUCACGCGCCUGGCCACCUCCAUUGCCGGGUACAAGGUGUUCCAGAUCCAGCUCAGCCGCUCGUACAAUGCCAACAACCUGAUGGAGGACAUCAAGCAGCUGUACCAGAUUGCGGGCGUCAAGGGCCAGGGCCUCACCUUCAUCAUGACCGACAACGAGAUCAAGCAGGAGGGCUUCCUCGAGUACAUCAACAACCUGCUGGCCACGGGCGAGAUUGGCGGCCUGUUUGCCCGCGACGAGAUUGACGAGAUUUGCGGCGAGCUCAUCCCCGUGAUGAAGAAGGAGUUCCCGCGCCGCCCGCCCACAAACGAGAACCUGUAUGACUACUUUAUCAACCGCGUGCGCAACAACCUGCACGUUGUACUGUGCUUCUCCCCCGUGAGCGAGAAGUUCCGCACGCGUGCCCUCAAGUUCCCCUCGGUGUUUGCGGGCACGAACAUGGACUGGUUCAUGGCGUGGCCGCGCGACGCGCUAGUGGCCGUGGCCGACCACUUCCUCAGCGACUUCCACGUCGUGUGCACGAACGACGUCAAGGGCGCCAUGGUGGAGACGAUGGGUGUGGUGCAGGACCGCGUCGGUGCCGCGUGCGACGACUACUUCCAGCGCUUCCGCCGUCAGACGUACGUGACCCCGGCGUCGUACCUCUCCUUCCUCAACUCGUACAGGCACCUGUACUCGGACAAGAAGGAGCACUUUGAGAACCUGCGCCAGCGCAUGCAGACGGGCCUGGACAAGCUGCUCGAGGCGUCCGAGUCUGUGGCGCAGCUGAGCGAGGAGCUCGUGGUGAAGGAGAAGGACCUGGCCGUGGCCUCGGAGGAGACGGAGCGCGUGCUGCAGGAGGUGUCGCAGAGCGCCGCCGCCGCAGAGAAGGUCAAGUCCGAGGUGCAAAAGGUCAAGGACAAGGCGCAGGAGAUUGUGGACACCAUCGACAAGGACAAGAAGGUGGCUGAGAAGAAGCUGGCCGCGGCCGUGCCUGCGCUGGCCGCGGCCGAGAGGGCGCUGGAGACGAUCAAGCCCGCCGACAUUGCCACGGUGAAGAAGCUGGGCAAGCCGCCGCACCUCAUCAUGCGCAUCAUGGACGCCGUGGUGAUUCUGUUUGGGCGCAAGCUGGACCCCGUGGUGCCGGACCCGGAGCGGCCCUGCCCGACGCCCUCGUGGAAGGAGUCCCUCAAGACCAUGAACGGCCCACUGCUAAGCGAGCUGGUCAACUUUGACAAGGACACCAUCAACGACGAGAUGGUGGAGCUGCUUGAGCCGUACCUGGGCAUGGAGGACUACAACAUCGACCAGGCCAAGCGCGUGUGCGGCAACGUGGCUGGCCUGCUCUCGUGGACGGAGGCCAUGGCCACCUUCUUCGGCAUCAACAAGGAGGUGCUGCCGCUCAAGGCCAACCUGGCCGUUGCCGAGGCGAAGCUCAAGGUGGCGCAGGGCGAGUUGGCGGAGGCGCAGGGCGAGCUGGACGCCAAGCAGGCCGAGCUGGACGUGGUGCAGGCGCGCUACGACGCCGUGAUGAAGAAGAAGCAGGAGCUGCAGGCGGACGCGGAGACGUGCCGGCGCAAGAUGGCCUCUGCCUCUGCCCUCAUCGGCGGCCUCAGCGGGGAGAAGGUGCGUUGGACGCAGCAGGCCAAGGAGUUUGAGGCGCAGAUCAACCGGCUCGUCGGCGACGUGCUGCUCAUGUGCGCCUUCAUGUCGUACUCUGGGCCCUUCAACAACGAGUUCCGCACGCUGCUGCUCAGCGGGUGGCGCAAGGAGCUGGAAACGCGCACCAUCCCCUUCACCAAGUCCCUCAACAUUGUGGAGAACCUGGUGGACAACGCGACCAUUGGCGAGUGGGGCCUGCAAGGGCUUCCCAACGACGAGCUGUCGCUGCAGAACGGCAUCAUCGUCACCAAGGCCACGCGCUAUCCGCUGCUGAUUGACCCGCAGGGCCAGGGCAAGGCGUGGAUCAAGAACCGCGAGGCGAAGAACGAGAUGCUGGUCACCACGCUGGACCACAAGUACUUCCGCACGCACCUGGAGGACGCCCUGUCGCAGGGCCGCCCGCUGCUGAUUGAGGACGUGGUGGAGGAGUUGGACCCGUGCCUGGACAACGUCCUGGACAAGAACUUUAUGAAGGCCGGUUCCACGUACAAGGUCAAGGUUGGCGACAAGGAGGUUGACAUUAUGGACGGCUUCAUGCUGUACAUCACCACCAAGCUGCCCAACCCGACGUACACGCCCGAGGUGUUUGCGCGCACGUCCAUCAUCGACUUCACCGUGACCAUGAAGGGCCUGGAGGACCAGCUCCUGGCCAAGGUGAUUCUCACGGAGAAGGCCGAGUUGGAGACGGAGCGCGUUGCGCUGGUGACGGAGGUCACGGCCAACAAGAAGAAGAUGAAGGAGCUCGAGGACAACCUGCUGUACCGCCUGAGCAACACCAAGGGCUCGCUGGUCGACGACGAGAGCCUGAUUGAGGUGCUGCAGGUGACGAAGACGACGGCAGAGGAAGUGAACGAGAAGCUGGCGGUGGCCGCAGACACGGAGCUGAAGAUCAACACCGCCCGUGAGGAGUACCGGCCCGUGGCCACGCGCGGGUCCAUUCUGUACUUCCUCAUUGUGGAGAUGUCCAUGGUCAACCCCAUGUACCAGACGUCGCUGGACCAGUUUUUGGGCAUCUUCGACUUCAGCCUGGCGCACUCUGAGAAGUCGCCCGUGCCCAUGAAGCGCAUUGCCAAGAUUAUCGAGUACAUGACCUUUGUGGUGUUCAAGUACACGAGCCGCGGCCUGUACGAGAAGGACAAGUUCCUCUUCACCAUCCUCCUCGCCCUCAAGAUUGACCUGCAGCGCGGCAACGUGAAGCCAAACGAGUUUAUGACGUUCAUCAAGGGUGGUGCCGCGCUGGACCUCAACUCCGUGCAGCCCAAGCCCAAGUCGUGGAUCCUCGACUCGACGUGGCUCAACCUGGUGCAGCUGAGCGAGCUGCCCAUGUUCGCCGACAUUCUCAACCAGGUGUCGCGCAAUGACAAGGCUUGGCGCGCGUGGUUUGACGAGGACGUGCCCGAGGAGGCGCCGCUGCCGGACGGCUACGAGAGCACGCUCGACGUGUUCCGCCGGCUGCUGCUGGUGCGCUCGUGGUGCCCGGACCGCACGCUGGCGCAGGCGCGCAAGUACGUGGCCUCGUCACUUGGCCAGCGCUAUGCCGACGCCGUGCUGCUUGACAUGGAGGAGAUGUACGGGGAGAGCGACGUGCGCACACCGCUGGUUGGCCUGCUGUCCAUGGGCGCGGACCCGACGGGCGCCAUCCAGCACCUGGCCAAGCUCAAGAAGGUGGAGUGUCGCGAGGUGUCCAUGGGCCAGGGUCAGGAGGUGCACGCGCGCAAGCUCAUCUCGGACUUCCAGCAGAACGGCGGGUUUGCGCUGCUGCAAAACUGCCACCUUGCCCUCGACUUUAUGAACGAGGUCCUCGACACGGUGAAGACGGCGGAGAACGUCAACCCGGCGUUCCGACUGUGGGUGACCACGGAGGUGCACCCCAAGUUCCCCAUCAAUCUGCUGCAGUCGUCGAUCAAGUUCACCAACGAGCCGCCGCAGGGCAUCAAGGCCAACCUCAAGCGCACGUACGCGGACGUGACCCAGGACCAGCUGGACAUCACCAACCUGCCCCAGUGGAAGCCCAUGCUGUACGGCGUGGCAUUCCUGCACGCCAUUGUGCAGGAGCGGCGCAAGUUUGGCCCCCUUGGCUGGAACAUCCCCUACGAGUUCAACCAGGGUGACCUGCUUGCCUCGUUCCAGUUUGUGCAGAACCACCUGGACGACAUUGACCCGAAGAAGGGCGUGGCGUGGCCCACGGUGCGCUACAUGCUGUCGGAGGUGCACUAUGGCGGGCGCGUGACGGACGACCGCGACAAGCGCCUUCUCAUCACAUACUGCACGCUGUGGUUUGGCGAACACAUGUUCAAGGACGACUUUGCCUUCUACAAAGGCUACGAGAUUCCCAAGUGCGCCAAGAUUGACGAGUUCCGCGACCACAUCAGCCAUCUCAACACUUUUGACGGGCCCGAGGUCUUUGGGCUGCAUCCAAACGCGGACAUCACGUACAUGACCAACACGGCGCAGAACGUGCUGGCCACAAUUGUUGACAUCCAGCCCAAGGAGAGCGCUGCCUCCGGUGGCGAGACGCGCGAGGACGCCGUCAAGCGCCUGUGCAAGGAGUUCCAGCAGAAGCUGCCAGACGACUUUUUGCCGCACGAGGUCAAGGCGCGCCUGCGCAAAAUGGGUGCCACCAACCCCAUGAACAUCUUCCUGCGGCAGGAGAUUGACCGCAUCCAGCGCGUCAUCACCCUCGUCCGCACCACCCUGUCCGACCUGCUGCUGGCCAUUGACGGCACCAUCAUCAUGAGCGAGACGCUGCGCGACGCCCUCGACAACAUGUACGACGCGCGCGUGCCCAAGGCCUGGUCGGCCAUCUCCUGGACGUCCAUGACGCUGGGUUUCUGGUUUACGGAGCUGAUUCUGCGCCACCAGCAGUUCCACAGCUGGUGCUUCCAGGGCCGCCCCGCGGCCUACUGGCUCACGGGCUUCUUCAACCCGCAGGGCUUUAUCACGGCCAUGCGACAGGAGAUCACCCGCGCGCACAAGGGCUGGGCGCUGGACAGCGUUGUGUGCUGCAACGACAUUACCAAGAUGGCCGGCAAGGAGGAUGUCAAGGAGCCGCCCAAGGAGGGCGUGUACAUCUACGGCCUCUUCCUCGAUGGCGCUGGCUGGGACAAGCGCAACAGCCAGCUCACAGACCCGCCACCCAAGGUGCUCUACACCCCGCUGCCUGUGCUGCACCUCUCCGCCAUCAAUUCCACCGCCGAUCGUGACAAGCGCCUGUACGAGUGCCCCGUGUACCGCAAACCGCGCCGUACCGACCUCGAGUUUGUCACCAUGGUUGACCUCAAGACCCCAGUGCCCCCAGAAAAGUGGAUUCUGCGCGGUGUCGCCUUGCUUUGUGACACCAAGUGA